AGCACAUGGGGAUUCGCGCGCCUCUGCUGCUGAUGCUGCGCCGCAUCCAUCCAUUCAUUCAGCGCUGGCGCAGCACAUGCAGUCCCGAGUGUUCUGCUCCAACUCACGCAGCUCGGUUUAGCUACGUUUAGCACGUUUUUAAACCGUAUUGGUUGCCGUGUCUGCCUGGAGGAGGCUUGUGUGCAUCAUGCUUUUUGGACAGCUCGUCUUCGGCGAUGUUGCAGCAUCAUCAUGCGUCUUGCGGUCAGACCUCCGCUCAUAGCCAUAUGAAGGCAUUCGGAUAGCAACCAUAACGUGCUUUCUGGACAUAACGGAGACGAAACAGGGAGGGAAAGACCAAUCGACCCAAAUGCAGGUAUCCCAGUGUAAAAUGGAGGAUAGUUUUGAUUGCGACUGCGGUGAGCUGGAACCGCCUGAUCACUGAGAAGGAAUCGUCUCUCUGAGAUCAUCAACCCUUUCGGUUUCCCCACAUCAGGUGCUUUAAACAGGAAAAAGGAAAAGAAAAAAAAAAGUUGAUUUAUCGCCGUUUACUUGGACCGUUAGUAAUGCUGCUGCUCAGGGCCAGUCAUACACUGAAAAUUUCUGCACUGUGACGAUGGUUUUAUAGGUAGUGACUUUGAUUAUUUCAGUUACUUUCAGAGAUAUUUGAUUGGCCUCCAAAUUCAUUCCAUUUAACAUUGAAAUAAAAAGAGAAAAUUUCCCACAGGCUACAUAAAAAGCUGCUAAAAAGUGCUGUGGAUGAUGACAACAUAUCUUGGCAACGUAUCUGAAACAGUUCCAGGCAUCUCUCAGAAUACGCUGUAACAGUCGUUCGGGAAAACGCUCAAGUCUUUCGUAGGCUUGAGUGUUUGUCUCGUCUUUUUUGUUUGCCUUGCCUUUCUAAAUUAGCUCAACUCGAGAUCAGCUGCAUAUCAGUUAAUCAGAAAUCCUUCCUGCUAUAAUAUCUGCACAGAGCUGCUCUUGUAGGCCGCAAAAUGGCAGAGAAAUUUGAAAGCCUUAUGAACAUUCACGGCUUCGACCUGGGCCCUCGCUACAUGGACCUAAAGCCUCUGGGCUACGGGGGCAACGGACUGGUCUUUUCCGCUGUCGACACCGAUUGUGACAAGAGGGUCGCUGUGAAAAAGAUAGUCUUAACCGACCCUCAGAGCGUCAAGCACGCGUUGCGCGAAAUCAAGAUCAUUCGCAGGCUUGAUCACGACAACAUCGUGAAGGUGUUUGAAACGCUGGGGCCCAGCGGCCGGAGGCUCACGGAGGAUGUGAGCUCUCUGACGGAGGUCAACUCUGUGUACAUCGUGCAGGAGUACAUGGAAACCGACCUCUGUAAAGUACUGGAACAGGGCUUGCUGUCCGAGGAUCACGCACGGCUGUUCAUGUACCAACUGCUGCGAGGACUCAAAUAUAUCCACUCUGCGAAUGUGCUUCACCGAGACCUGAAGCCUGCCAACCUCUUCGUCAACACCGAGGACUUGGUUCUGAAAAUCGGAGACUUUGGGCUCGCCCGCAUCAUGGACCCCCACUAUUCCCAUAAGGGGCAUCUGUCUGAGGGACUGGUCACUAAAUGGUAUCGUUCUCCUCGUCUCCUCCUUUCCCCAAAUAACUACACCAAAGCCAUUGACAUGUGGGCCGCAGGAUGCAUCUUUGCUGAAAUGUUGACUGGAAAAACUCUCUUUGCAGGAGCUCACGAGCUGGAACAGAUGCAGCUGAUUCUGGAAUCCAUUCCGGUAGUCCACGAGGAAGACAGGCUGGAGCUCCAAAGCGUAAUACCUGUCUUUAUCAAGAACGACAUGUCAGAACCACACACACCCCUCGCCAAGUUAUUGCCUGGUGUCAGCCCUGAGGCCUUGGAUUUCUUGGAGAAGAUCUUGACGUUCAACCCCAUGGACCGGCUCACUGCAGAAGAGGCUCUUGCUCACCCAUACAUGAGCGAUUACUCCUUCCCUCUAGACGAACCAGUGUCUUUACACCCCUUCCACAUUGAGGAUGAGGUGGAUGACAUCUUGCUCAUGGACGAGAGCCACAGUCACAUCUACAACUGGGACAGGUACCAUGAAAGUCAGUUCUCAGAUCAAGACUGGCACCUGCAUAGCACCCAUGAACUGGAAGAUGUGCAGCGUGACCCUCGAGCAAUGUCAGAUGUCACAGAUGAGGAGGAGGUACAGAUCGAUCCACGGAAAUUCAUGGAUGGGGAGUGUGAGAAGUUCCUAGAGGAUCCAUCGUUUGAUCUUCCACCGGAGCGCUCGUGGCAGCAGGAAGAUCACCAUGAGAACAAAUACUGCGAUCAGGAGUGCAGCUUCACUUGCAACUACAAAGCUGUGUCCCCAUCCUAUCUGGACAAUCUGAUCUGGAGGGAGAGUGAGGUAAACCACUACUACGAGCCCAAACUCAUCAUUGAUCUCUCCAACUGGAAAGAGCAGCAAAGCAAAGAGAAGAAUGACAAAAAAGGCAAGACCAAGUGUGAGAAGAACGGCCUGGUCAAGGCCCAGAUCGCCCUGCAAGAGGCAUCUCAGAACCACUGCGUGGCCGAGAAGGAUCGUGAACAGGAAAAACACCAAAAUCACAACCAGGGCUUCGAUUUUGACUCGUUUAUCGCCAGCACCAUCAAAAUGAGCCUUCAGCCAGAAUCCGGCGACGUUGACCUCCUGAAUGAGUUAAACACCUCAGUUUCCCAGCUGGACACCCGUACUCCUUGCGGCUCCAUGUCUAAGUCCAUCAGUCAGGAGAAAGAAGAGAAGUGUCUAGUCAACCUGGCGCAGCUUGGUGUCAGAGCACCCUGUCCUUGGGAGAGUUUCACGGACAGCGAUGUUACCGAGAGCAGCCUAAUCGACGAGGCUUGCUGGGACGUCCGCAAGGACGAGCAGCUCCAGAAGGAGAACAGCAGCUGCCAGAGCAGUUACUUAGAUCGCCUCUUCAACAAGCCGGAGGAGGUAGAGUCCGAGAUCCCUGAACCUGUCGAGGAGUCCACACCGGAGGAUGACUUCAUAUCCUGUGGCGGCGAGAUCGUCUUUAACAUGCAGCUGGAGUCUCUGGCCAUUCCGGGGUUCGAGGGAGCGGGUGACAUUCCUCUGAAGUCCAUCCAGGCCACGUUAACGCCCUCUGCUGUUAAGCUCUCCCCACAAAUAGCCCAUAAAACCUACAGCAGCAUUUUCAAGCAUUUAAAUUAAACAAUCCACCCCGUUCAAGCAGAGUCCAGCUUAUUUUUUAUAGAGUUAUGUAUUUCUGUACUUGAAUCAUUUUUUUAUCUUUUUACAUAUGGUUACUUUUAAGGAAACUUCUUUCUUUCUGUUUUUUUUUCUUUCUUUUUUUUUUUAAAUGUGGAUUAAAUGUAAGUUAAUUCAGUUCAUAAAUUCAUCCAAAGUGCUGGACUGUAUUCCUACACAUGAAAUGUUUUUGCCCUCUAGUUUUCAGUUUCAACUCUGAUAUUAUAUAUAUAUAUAUAUUUAAGAAGAAACUAACGCCGUGACAUUUGCACACAGUGUACUGUAGAUCCACAAACAUAUUAGGGAAAGACAGAGGAACGACUGUUAAGUAGUGAAAUAGAUGGUUUAUCCAUUUGCAAGCAAAGGAAUAGAGAAAAAGAGGGCAGAUUAAUGCACUAACUGUGUGGGAGACGCCGCCACUGACAUCAUAAUGUGACCUUCUGACUGACAGCCAAUAGGACUGACACAAGCAGUGCGUCUUGGCCUUUCUCUUCCUGUUGUUUUUAAUUAAGGCUAAUGUAUUUAUUUGACCUUUUCCACCUCAUUUCCAUUUAAAAGCGAAGCCUUUUUGUCAUUUUGUUCAUACUUUAAACUUCCUCAAACGUGAUGCCAGCACAGCAAGCAUUAACCGUAGGUUUGCGAUGCGUUAACUGUAGGUUCGUAAAGGCGUUAUCUACCUCAAGGUAACAGCAGAAGGUUCUGUCUCCCAACUGUAGUGCUUUAAAGAAACACUUGCCCUUUCAACGAUGUAGUGCACAGCGAUUUUUACUUUACAUUUUGCAUUUGCCAUAGUGAAGUGUUAAGAUCAUUAUUUAUUUUUAGCAGAUGUGAGAUAUUUAUUUUAAGAACGUUGUACUUUUUCAAUGUGAGGCAUUGGACUUCCAUUCUGGUCUGUUUUUGGCACUCUGUUUGUUUAGCCGUGGAUGAUCACUCAUCCGUUUGAGUUGUACAGAAAUUCAUGACGUUCUCCCAAGUUCAACCAUUUUUUUUCAUAAGGAUUCACAAUAAGGAUUUUUUUCUUUUUUUUUUUUUCUUUUUUUUUUUUUUUUUUUUUUUUUUUUUUACUUGUAGGUGCUUUGUACGAGUGGAAUACUGCUUUAUGGCAUUUUAUGCGCCUAAAAGUCUUAAUUUUUUUCACAUAUUGUUAGAAAUUGUGCAUGGAAGAAAACCAAUGGAAGGUACAUUUAAAAUGAAGUUAAUGGUGAAGUAUAUUGUAUAAGUCAUUAAUUUUAUUUUAAUUGUAUGUUUUUAUGAAAACUUAUUUUUUUCCAAGCGAGCAUGAUUGAAUUAGGUUCGGAUAUAGCAUGUAGAACACUUAAAAGGUUUUUUUUAUUUUUAUUUUUUGUUUAAUUUUGCCUUUAAAUGCUGGUUUCAUUCUGUUAUCAUCGGUUCCACUGUAAAAUUACAUCAAUAAAAUGGCCAGCAAGUGUAUAA
This is a messenger RNA of Puntigrus tetrazona (Sumatra barb), 4631 nucleotides long. RefSeq names its product mitogen-activated protein kinase 6 (gene mapk6). Lineage: Eukaryota; Metazoa; Chordata; Actinopteri; Cypriniformes; Cyprinidae. The transcript has 6 exons. Gene Ontology annotation, molecular function: MAP kinase activity; ATP binding. Gene Ontology annotation, cellular component: cytoplasm; nucleus. The coding region runs from base 975 to 3161 and encodes 728 amino acids. The record is from RefSeq and is a predicted model, not a curated record. Gene Ontology annotation, biological process: protein phosphorylation; intracellular signal transduction; cell surface receptor signaling pathway.